Molecule: messenger RNA, 966 nt
Organism: Branchiostoma floridae (Florida lancelet)
Lineage: Eukaryota; Metazoa; Chordata; Leptocardii; Amphioxiformes; Branchiostomatidae
Product: histone H3
Exons: 1
Coding region: 432-842 (136 amino acids)
Cellular component (GO): nucleosome
Molecular function (GO): DNA binding; protein heterodimerization activity; structural constituent of chromatin
Source: RefSeq, a predicted model, not a curated record
CACACACACACACACACACAUCCAUACAUACAUACAUAUACGCGCACAGGCUAAUAAAACUAUUGUUAUUUUGUUGACACACAGUGAAGACAAAGUGAUAUUGUGUAUUUAUCGACAAAUUUAAUGAGUAAGGUGAUGUCUUGUUACCUACAGUAGUAUUCGAUAGCCAUUCUAAAUAGCUCAACAUCGCCAUUGCCACAUUUUCCGACGUGACACCGGUCCAGAAGUGUCGAGCUUGCUUCGGAAAAUCGGAUCCUGGCGCUAUAACAACUGACCAAUCACAGUGCCAGAUUUCGACAGACAACCAAUCAGACGACCGGGCAAUUGAAAUCUACGGGGCAUAUCAUUAGCGGGUGCUAUAAAUUCGCUCUCCACAAUCUGCCGACUACUCUUAUUGUCGUGCACUUCGGCGUAGACAAAGUUUAUUCGACAUGGCACGUACCAAGCAGACCGCCCGUAAGUCCACCGGUGGCAAGGCCCCCAGGAAGCAGUUGGCAACCAAGGCCGCUCGCAAGAGCGCCCCGGCUACCGGCGGCGUCAAGAAGCCUCACCGCUAUAGGCCCGGCACCGUGGCCCUGAGAGAGAUCCGUCGCUACCAGAAGUCGACGGAGCUGCUCAUCCGCAAGCUGCCCUUCCAGCGCCUGGUGCGGGAGAUCGCCCAAGACUUCAAGACCGACCUGCGCUUCCAGAGCUCGGCGGUCAUGGCUCUGCAGGAGGCCAGCGAGGCUUACCUGGUCGGUCUCUUCGAGGACACCAACCUGUGCGCUAUCCACGCCAAGCGGGUUACGAUCAUGCCCAAGGACAUCCAACUCGCACGCCGCAUCCGAGGGGAACGUGCAUAAGCUGGAUCGGAACAAGAGUCAAGACAACCCCGGCCCUUCUCAGGGCCACACACAUAUCCCAGAAAGAUCUACAUCGUUCACAUUUCUUGAAUAACGAUACCCUUGCCAAUAAACACACAACAGC